GUGCGUUUUGUGACAGUGUCUCGUUCACAUUCGUUCAUUCCGCUAGCAACACAGACAAUUAAAACAGAACUGCAUCAAAGAGCUAGGGUUCCGAAAACACAGAUCAAAGAAUCAAUCGAUGGCGAUGGCUGCUGCGAUGCGACGCGAAGGGAAGCGUUUGGCUCCUCUCAUGUCUUCCCAACCAAUCAACAACACUCUCCGAUCCACCCUCAUCUCUCCGUUAGAACAAACUUCAAUUGGAGGAGCUCGUUCAAUUUCCACUCAAAUUGUGAGAAAUCGUAUGAAGAGUGUGAAGAAUAUUCAGAAAAUUACUAAGGCUAUGAAGAUGGUUGCUGCAUCCAAACUAAGAGCUGUUCAAACUAGGGCUGAAAAUUCACGUGGUUUGUGGCAGCCAUUUACGGCUCUUCUUGGCGAUGCUAUAGCUGUUGAUGUCAAGAAGAAUGUUGUUAUUACCGUUUCUUCAGACAAAGGUCUUUGUGGUGGAAUCAACUCCACCUCUGUAAAGAUAAGCAGAGUGUUGAGCAAGUUGAAUUCUGGACCUGAUAAAGAGACCAAGUACGUCAUAUUGGGAGAGAAGGCUAAGGCUCAGUUGAUUCGUGACUCAAAGAAAGACAUUGCACUCAGCUUGACUGAGCUGCAAAAGAAUCCUCUAAAUUAUACUCAGGUGUCUGUCUUGGCUGAUGACAUUUUGAAGAAUGUGGAGUAUGAUGCACUUAGGAUUGUUUUCAACAAAUUUCAAUCGGUUGUGCAAUUUAUACCAACAGUGUCAACUGUGCUAUCCCCUGAGAUUGUUGAAAGAGAGGCUGAAGCUGGAGGAACACUCGGUGAACUGGAUUCCUAUGAGAUUGAAGGGGGUGAGACAAAAUCAGAAGUUCUUCAGAAUCUGUCUGAGUUUCAGUUUUCUUGUGUCAUGUUCAACGCGGUGUUGGAGAAUGCCUGCAGUGAGCAAGGAGCUAGGAUGUCUGCCAUGGACAGCUCUAGCAGGAAUGCCGGGGAUAUGCUUGACCGUCUGACCCUCACUUAUAACAGAACUCGUCAAGCAUCGAUCACCACCGAAUUGAUUGAGAUUAUCUCUGGAGCAUCAGCACUGACUGGUUAAAUUGCAAGACAGCAAUUUGUAUUAUAUUUGACAAUGACGAUAUUAAGAUAUAUCGGUCCAUUUCUUUUGAAAUUGUUGGUUCAACAUAUUUUUUUGUUUUGUUUUAGCCUUCUAUAAUAAUCGUGUCAACCCACCCUGGGGAUUUCUUGGUUGACCAGAUAUUUCUGGAAUUGUUUUUGAUGUUGAGGUGGAGCAUAUCAUUUUAACUCAUGAUUUUUCAUGAUAUUUUUAUUUCCAAUAACUAA
Messenger RNA from Vicia villosa (hairy vetch), 1344 nucleotides. Its product is annotated as ATP synthase subunit gamma, mitochondrial. The coding region runs from base 119 to 1099 and encodes 326 amino acids. The record is from RefSeq and is a predicted model, not a curated record. The transcript has 9 exons. Gene Ontology annotation, biological process: proton motive force-driven ATP synthesis. Lineage: Eukaryota; Viridiplantae; Streptophyta; Magnoliopsida; Fabales; Fabaceae. Gene Ontology annotation, molecular function: proton-transporting ATP synthase activity, rotational mechanism.